UGUUUGUUUUCGUUUGUUGUUGUUGUUUGCGUGCACAAAACAACCAAUCGCAACCCCGUCGGGACAUCGACGUGCCUCGGGCGUUCGAUUAUCGGCCAAUGCCGUCGCCGCCGCGUAAUCCGCGACAAGAAUCGAUCGUGGGCGCGAUGCGCGCAACUUCCGAGUUUUGCCGCCCCGUUCCGAAAGACUUUGGUGGUGGUGGUGGUUGUUGAUGGUUGUUGUUGUUGGUUGUUGUGGUUGUUCUUGUUGGUGGUGCUGAGGGAAGCUCGGCCUCUGGUUGCUUUCUCAAUCGCGAAAACAAACAGCGUCAAGGCGGCCGCCGUAGAAACUCUCUCGCGGUCUCUCGUCGCGGGCGGGCGUGCGUGGGCCGCCCCUAGCCGCCGACUGAAAUCCAUCGUUGUUGUUGUUUUUGUUGUUGUUUUGUUGUUGUUUCGGUGUUUAAUUGUCGGCAGUUCGACUUUGCGAGUUGGGUUCGCGAGCCUGGCUCGGGCCUAGGCGACGACAGUCGCUGGCGGCUUUAAAGUUUUGACGAUUUCAAGUCGCUCGCAUCUCGUUGUUGGGUUUUUUUUAUUCCUCUCUCUCCUCCCCCUCCACACACAUCCCUCUACAAACUUUAGCCGUGCAGUCUGCUCGUUUGCAUGUUUUAAAAGUGGUGAGAGGGGAGGUUUUGCGGUGGGUGGGAGUCGCUUGUGCGCCAAUUAUUUUCUCAGUUUUUUUGUUUUCCGUGUUAAUUUUCGAUUGUCAUAGAAGCGUAUCGAGGCUAUUUAUUUAGCGGUCGGCUUUGGCCUUACAUUUGGGGGGGUUCGUGCAGCCACCCCCGCACUCCUUCAUCCCCUUCAUGCAACCGAGUCCGCCCGAAGAAGAGAAGGAAGCAUCUGGGAUGUUCGCCCCCAACACGGUGGGAGGCUGAGUGCAUAUUCAAUGACGCACACGUGACAUACCUGGGAUUGCAAGAGUGGGAGCUUGGAAGCUCUUAAAGAUGGACAAACAGCAGGCGCUCAACUCCAUCAUGCAGGACCUGGUGGCUCUGCAGCUCUCCAACCGUGUCCGUUCGUCCGCGCAGCCUGAGGACGACCGAGCCAAGGCCGCCGACGUCGCGUUUUCUCGAGCAAAGUCUGAUAUUCGAGUGAAGUUUGAAUAUAAUGGGGAAAAGAGGAUCCUACAGUUCCUGAGACCGCUAUCUUUGGAGGAUGUCCUGCACAAAGCCAAGGUGGCGUUUGGACAGCCUAUGGAUCUAUACUACUCUGGCAAUGAGCUGAUGAUCCCGUUGAGGAGCCAGGAGGAGCUGGAUCAAGCGGUAGAGCUCAUGGAUCGGAAUCCGCACAUGAAGUGCCUAAGAAUUGCUCUUCACUUGCACGUGUUGGCAACCUCACCGGCAUCGUCUCCGAGCAGUUGUCGUCCCUCUCUGCGGCUGCACUCGCCCCCGUGUCCGCCUGACCCGGUCGACCCUCUCGUCCGCAAGAGGGGCACCGAGGGUCACUUCGGUGUGUACCCACCAGAGCGGAGUUCCCCGCCACCCGGGUACAUCCCAGCUGGACAGCGACAAGCGGCGCGGCACGGCUCCUACACGAGCAUCCACAGCGAGGGGGAGUUCAUCCCUGACGACACAUGCGUGGAAAUUGAUCCACUUUCACCAAGCAGCCCUGAGAACUCCACCUUUGGAAGCUGCCACUCCCUGGACAGCCCUUUGGCAGGCGAUUCUCACCACAAAGGCUGGAUCCCUCGUACCAAGAGCUACCCUGACAACCACCAAGAAUUCUCAGAAUAUGAACUCCCGUACUUUGAACGAGUGGGAAAAGGGGGGACCUACCCGAGGCGAGUCAACUCCACAUUCCAGCGUCACGACUGCAAUGAAGGCCGCAAGACAUUCCCACGCGUGCGCUGCCCCCAGAACAGCUGGCUGCUCUCGCCGUUCGGCUGCAGCCCCACGGACGUCUCGCUGAGCACGAGCAGCGGCAGCAGCGGCAUCUUCACUCCCGAGCCAGAUGAGGGACGGGCGCGGCGACUCGCCGGAGGCGUAGGGGGGGAGCUAGCAGAGAACGCCGACGUCAGCCCACCCUCUCGAUCACCGCGUGCCCCCACUAACUGGCAGCGGGGCAAGCUGCUGGGGCAGGGCGCGUUCGGCCGCGUGUAUCUGUGCUACGACGCGGACACCGGGCGCGAGCUCGCCGUCAAGCAGGUGCAGUUCGACCCCGGCAGCGUGGAGACCAGCAAGGAGGUGAAUGCGCUGGAGUGCGAGAUCCAGCUGCUAAAGAACUUGCAGCACGAGCGUAUCGUUCAGUACUUCGGCUGCCUUCGUGACCCCCAGCAAAAGACGCUGUCCAUCUUCAUGGAGUACAUGCCUGGGGGUUCCAUCAAGGACCAGCUGCGUGCGUACGGGGCACUGACGGAGAACGUGACGCGCAAGUACACGCGGCAGAUCCUGGAGGGUGUCUCUUUCUUGCACGGCAACAUGAUUGUUCAUCGUGACAUUAAGGGUGCCAACAUCCUGCGCGACUCUACGGGCAACGUGAAGCUGGGAGACUUCGGCGCGAGCAAGCGACUGCAGACGAUCUGCUCGCAGGGCACGGCAAUGCGCUCAGUCACGGGGACGCCCUACUGGAUGAGCCCUGAGGUCAUCAAUGGCGAGGGCUACGGCCGCAAGGCAGACAUCUGGAGCGUGGGCUGCACCGUGGUGGAGAUGCUGACGGAGAAGCCACCGUGGGCAGAGUUCGAGGCCAUGGCUGCCAUAUUCAAGAUCGCCACUCAGCCCACAGACCCUCGGCUGCCCCUGCACGCAUCGGAGCAUGCGCGCGAUCUUCUUCGCCGCAUCUUCGUCGAGGCCAAGCUUCGUCCGUCAGCAGAGGAUCUUUUCCGACAUCCAUUUGUCCACGUCCACUAAGCGGGGUGGUGGUUAAGCUGUGUGACGACGGGCGCUGGGACAGUAGUAGCAGCAGCAGCAGGCAUUGCCGGUUCAUCGAGUCCUCAAAAUGACUUCAGCCUAAAAGGAACUCGCCUAUGGUGCCAUCAUGUGCACCCACAACCAUAUUGAACAUCAUCAUCAGCUCCUCAAGGGGCUGAUUGGGCUGACUUGUUCAUUGGAUACUUUUUUGACUCAUCCCGGAAAGACGUUUUUUUAAAAUGCGCUAUGAUCCUCUUUGUAAGCCAAGGUCUACAUUGCAAGCGGGAAUUUAAGCUGAGUUCCUUCAAUGGAAGUAAUCAUCAGAAAUGUGUACUGUGUUUUGGAUCUGCCAAAGUUUAUCACCAUUAAGAAGACAGCCACCUCCUAAGAUGUGCUGGAUUUAAAUUGUUAGUCCACAAUGCAGUACAUGUUGAACAUUUUGUGUCAGUUUUCUAUGGAAUGUCUUCAGCGGGGUUUGAAGAAUCGGGUGCAGUUACAAAACUGCACAAUGUGAUUCAUGUGGUAUUUGAUUGUGCAACUCAAACAAAAUGGUAAGCCGUCACGUUUCUAAACCGAGUCGAUUGCCAGCUGUUGUCACGCAGCCUCUACGUAGGUGGCGCUGUGUGUCAAAUCGUCUGUUUUCUUAAGUGUGAUGUAAUAUAUAUGGCCUUUCAAGCCAUAGAAAAAUACUGUCAAGUGCCCUACCAUAUAGCCACAAGUCCCGUUUACUGCUACUUGAUUGAAACUUGAUUUAAUUACGAAGCCGGCCAGUGGAUCUGUUGUCCAUUGCGUAUGUGCCUGCGGUUGCUGUAUCAGUUUUCUGAAACAUUAGCUGGCACAAAUAUAAUUGGCCACAACUCGACAGCACUCUGCCAGGGCUGGGGACAGCAGUGCCACCCCAAAUGCUACCGGUAUUUCUUGUGCACUUUCAAAAAGGCCUGUACUAUUUAAAGAAAGAUAAUUGACGUUUUUUUUGCUGCUAAUGAUUAAUUUGAUAUCCUUUUUGUAAUAGGGUAAUUAAAAAAAGUUGGCUUUUUUAUUGUAAAUUUCUGUUUUUACAUUAAAUAAGAUGCUGGAGGCAUUUUUUUGGUACAGAAUAUAAUUGAGACCACUUGUACAAGAUUAUUUAAUUACCAAAACAAGCAGUGCUUGAACCCAAAAUAUACAUUUGUGUUACUUUUUCUUCUACAGGUUUGCAUGCAAACCAAGGAUGGCUUAUAUUGCUGCAAUUCGUAUAUACAUUUCGUAUAUGUACCAAUUGUGGAACUUUAUUUCACAAGCUAUUUUAUACUGUCUUAGGAAGUGUUGUGUAAGUUGAGGUUGAGGACAAAAGCUUCUGCAGCUCGCACUGGGAGUAUAAACCAACAGGGAGGUGGCCGUUGGAUGUUGGUGAAUGGCAUAAGUGGCGUUUGGUAUCGUGGAGUAUUGGAAUGAAAACCCAAGAAACACUUGAUGCUCUAGCAAGCCGAUUGAACUCUUCACCAGGUGGUGAAGUGUCGCUUGGCACCACCGAUGGAUAAACCAAUCGCAGGGCACGCAGAUAGCUUAUGUGCAAACGUCUCGUGUUGUAACUUUUUUUUGUAUAUGUGAUCAAACGUGACCUGGUUAUUUCUGGUCUUGUACAAAGUGCCCCGCUGACCUUUAACUCAGUGCUCUGUCUGAGGCUGGUUAUUUAAAAAAAAAUGUUAUCUGCAGUCAAGGCCGGUGCCUUGCCCAUCAAACAUUUAUUUUUGCUGAGGAACGUUCUAACGGAUAAGAUCAUUACCGCUUUUCGAACUCUCAAAGCCAAAUGGCGUGAUCAUGAAAAGGUUUUCGGUAUUGGUCAACAUCAAAAUGAAAGUGCUGCUUUGCGUUUAUUGAACGUUAUGCAACAUCGCUAUAAGAGCAAAACGUCAUAUGCAAACGGGGCUUCAGGUGACUUAAUGAAUAUCGAGGGACCAAGUUAUUGAGUGGCAGAUACUCAUGUAACCUUUGAACGAGGUCAGUAUGCAUUUGUAUCCAGGUUGUCUGUGAAUUUCAUCCAAUAUAUGAACAAUGACAAUAUUCAUAUACAAUGACAAUAUUAAUAUAUUGUCACAAUAUUCAUAUAUUGUCAUUGUUGCCAGCUAGCACCCACAACUAUUUUUUUGCAUUCUUGCCAUAGCUUCAUCUCUUGAGUGCUGUACACAACCAAGUGUGCCACAUACAUUUACUUCAGUUUUGUAAUUUUCUUCUGUUAAAACUUGACUUGCACUGAAGCCCUGGGUGUACCGAGUGAUGAUGUUCAUUUCUGCAGGCAGAUUCUCAUAUUUUAUCUUGAUGCAUCCAGUCUGCAUGCAGUGCUCCGAGGACAGCCUCUCAUAUAACAAAGGUGGAAUCCAUUUAAAUAACGUAAAGCACAAUUAAAACAAACCUUGGAACGUGCUCUCUCCUUAGCACAAGGUACAGAGUGAUGUUUGUGGUACGACCAUGUUGAAAUGCAUUAUGUUCAUUCCUUUUCAUAUACAGUGCUCUGAAAGGAAAACAUUAAACCGUAUGCAGUUUUGAUUCAUUGACUAAGGCUGUCUGCAAAUUGGUGCUCACCUGGGGCUAAACAUUUCCCCAUGACUUGACUGAGAAUUUGUAUCUCUCGUCUGCAUUUUAAAAUGAGAAUAAUGCUAAUUCCUUCCAAAGAUAAAGAAUUGAGAUUUUGAGCUGAGAAUUUUUUUUAAACGCACUUCAGCCCCUUCCGUUCUUUACAUUUGAUGUGUGUAUUGUUUAUGUUAUCCCUACAGGUGGGAUAGGGAAAGGGUGAGAUGGCAGGUAAACAGUGCCUUCUGCUGCAGCCUUGCCUUACAUUCCAACCGUGGCUGCAAGAAACGUUAAUUGCAUUGUAACCUGAUGAAUCACAAGCAGGUGUCAACUGCACAUUUCCUCUCGUGACAGUGCCUCCUUAAAGGUGCCCACGUAUUGUUUCUCUGGUGAUCUGGGCUUUAUUUGUAUACCAUUGUAUUUAUGAUGCUAAAUUGAUCAUUAUGCCUGCAGUGCAGUCAGUAGCUCGGCUAUGUUGUGUUUAGGGCUGGCUCUUCCCAUCUCUCUAGAAGGAGCUUUGUCCUUUCGGCGCAGUCGUUGCUCAAUAGAGGAAUACUCAUUGAGCCACGCUCUACUCAAACCAUGUUUGUGUGCCCGCAAAUACGUGUGUUUAUAUGAGACUGGAUUUUAAAAAAUGUAAUAUAUUUUAUAGACUUAAAAAUAUAUAUAAUGAAAUCAACCCCUUGGUAUUGUAAGUAUUACAACAGAUUAUAAAUGAUAUUCUUUGGGUCUUUCGGUAAAGCCACGUAGAUAGAAAAAUAAAAUUAUCACGACGUUUCGAUCGCAACACAAGCAAUCGUCAUCGGGUGAAAAAAUAUAGCGAGAGAACUGCCGAGGCAGGAGAAAAAAAUUCUAAAUUAUAGGACACCACAUUGUAAAUUUUAUGCACCGGGAGUUCAUUUCGCAUUUCUGCAUAGGAUUGCACUGCAGCACUUGAUGAGCGGCCUUGUAGAAAAAAAUCUUGGGAUUCAAUUCUAUCAAUAGGGGAUAUAAGCAAGCAAAACCUUAGUAGUCAGCUGAGCAGUCGGCGAUGGGUUUGGAAGUUGAUGCUAAAUAUGAUUUAUUCAAAAGUCUUCAUUCACUGUGCACCGUUUUUACACCCCGAUGGUUAAUUUUUCAACGUUUAUUGUCUGUCGUCUAUAAAGUGAGUUUCGGGAAAUACAUUUUAGCAUUGUGCAUAUUGUUUUAAGAUUCAGUGGACAUUCCUGAGACUCGCAGAUAACCUCUGUGAUGCCUUGGUACAGGGCAUGGGAGAGAUUUUGGUUGGAGUUUGUGUGUGUUCUGUGAGAGGUACCGGGUGGUGGUGGCUUCGGAAUAUCCAAUUUACAAUACCAAAAAUAAACUGCCCGUACAACAUGUGCUCAAAACAACUGAUCAAUGACAAAAUAUGCCUAAAGUGACAAAGGGGAGUGGAAUAUUUUUCUUAAAUGAACAAUUGGAGCUGAAAUGGAGCACAUGGUACUCUAACGAGACAAUUACGAACCAGUGACACACUGGGUCACAGCUUGCAACAAAUGUUCGUGCCAGUGAACACACUGUGCGAUCGGUGGGGUGAGGGAUGGGGUAAAGUGUAUUGGUACAAUUCAUCUUUAAAGCCCUUGCCAACCAUAUCUGUAUUGCUCCCUAGCCCAUGUGCCACAUGCCCACAGCUACACAGCAACGACUUGCCAACUUAAACUGUCAUAAGGCAUUCAGUCUCGCCUACUUGACUAUGGAUACUCGGCAUGUCCACUGAAUUGGAAAUCGUUUGACCAUUGAAUAAAAUGUUAUCUGUAGCAGAGGGCUCCCAAAUCCUCAAUGCACUGACUGUUUUUUUUAAAUAUAACUUGCAUAUCUUCCUCGAAGUAGAUUUUGCUAAGGCGCGCAUAUUGAUUUUUCUGUUAUAUCAAAAUAGUGUAUCUAUGACACAUUUGGGGGUAUGUUUCUGUUGCAUACUUUCUUGUCUUGGAGGGGGGGGGGGAUGUCGGUUCUGCAUUUGACAUUAACCUAUGCAGCCAACUGCAUUACAUGCGAGUCAUUGUUGAAACAAUGCAUCAGCAGGUUUAUCCCGGAUGUUUGAAGCCAAGUGUUAAUAAAAAUUCUGGCAGGAC
This is a messenger RNA of Lethenteron reissneri (Far Eastern brook lamprey), 7521 nucleotides long. Its product is annotated as mitogen-activated protein kinase kinase kinase 2-like. NCBI's taxonomy places the organism in Eukaryota, Metazoa, Chordata, Hyperoartia, Petromyzontiformes, Petromyzontidae. Gene Ontology annotation, biological process: protein phosphorylation. Gene Ontology annotation, molecular function: ATP binding; protein kinase activity; protein binding. The record is from RefSeq and is a predicted model, not a curated record.